This is a messenger RNA of Columba livia (rock pigeon), 2369 nucleotides long. It is a transcript of the gene RAB11A, whose product is annotated as RAB11A, member RAS oncogene family. The coding region runs from base 189 to 839 and encodes 216 amino acids. Gene Ontology annotation, biological process: melanosome transport; neurotransmitter receptor transport, endosome to postsynaptic membrane; exocytosis. The record is from RefSeq and is a predicted model, not a curated record. Gene Ontology annotation, molecular function: GTPase activity; GTP binding. The transcript is spliced from 5 exons. Lineage: Eukaryota; Metazoa; Chordata; Aves; Columbiformes; Columbidae. Gene Ontology annotation, cellular component: transport vesicle; Golgi apparatus; postsynaptic recycling endosome.
UGCGGGCCCCGUCCCUUCGAAACGGGGUGAGCAGCACGGGCGGCUCUAACCCGGAAGAAGUUUUUUUGUCACGGCGGUGCUCCCCCGGAAGCACCUGCGUGUGGGCGGGCAGAGCGCGGAGGGCGGAAGCGCUGCGGCGGCUGCAGGGAGGGGCCCGGCUCCCGCUCCCAGACCUCGGCGCUCCCACCAUGGGCACCCGCGACGACGAGUACGAUUAUCUCUUCAAAGUUGUACUUAUUGGAGACUCUGGAGUAGGCAAGAGUAACCUUCUGUCUCGCUUCACUCGCAAUGAGUUUAACUUGGAAAGCAAAAGCACCAUUGGAGUAGAGUUUGCAACAAGAAGCAUUCAAGUUGACGGGAAGACAAUAAAGGCUCAGAUAUGGGACACAGCAGGGCAGGAGCGAUACCGAGCUAUAACAUCAGCGUACUAUCGCGGCGCUGUAGGGGCAUUAUUGGUGUAUGAUAUUGCUAAGCACCUUACUUACGAGAAUGUAGAGCGAUGGCUGAAGGAGCUGAGAGACCAUGCUGACAGCAAUAUUGUCAUCAUGCUCGUGGGAAACAAAAGUGACUUGCGCCACCUGAGAGCAGUCCCUACAGAUGAGGCCAGAGCUUUUGCAGAGAAAAAUGGUUUGUCAUUUAUUGAGACGUCUGCUUUAGACUCUACAAAUGUGGAAGCAGCUUUCCAGACUAUUCUGACAGAGAUCUAUCGUAUUGUUUCCCAGAAGCAAAUGUCCGACAGACGUGAAAAUGACAUGUCUCCAAGCAACAACGUGGUUCCCAUUCACGUCCCUCCAACCACUGAAAACAAACCAAAGAUGCAGUGCUGUCAGAAUAUAUAGAAUUGUUCCUUCUUUCCUAAAAGGCUGUGUAUAUUUCCCCAGGUUGAAGAUUUAAAUAUAUUUGUAAUUCUUGUGGUUACUUUUUUGUGUUUAGUUACUGCUUAUUCCUUCUGAAUUUCUCCAUGUCUUGAACACUUUGAUUUCAGUGUUUAUAAAUCUAUUGCUUCUGUGUGGCUGCAGUAUUUUCCCAAUGCCGACUUGUCGGUUUUGGUUCAGUAAAUUGUUCGGAACUGAUCUGAUCUCUCUCCUACACGAUGCCCGCUAGUCAGAGCACACACACCUUUAGUGAGCACUCGACGAUGUUAUUCUGCUCCUUGCUAAGCAAUUACUGUCAGGUUAACUAGGAAAAUAUCUCUGGGCAGGAUAAUCUUUCCUUGUCUUAAGGUGUUGCAUACUGCAUCUAAAGCUUGAUGAAAUGCCUGUGGCUCUGAAGUGCAAUUUUAAUGUAAGUUAAUGUUUUUGGCUACAUCUUCAGAUUGUCAAGGAUUUUCUUUUAAUAGAGUAUUAUGGGGGAGAAAAGAGAAUUUGUUGCAGCCAAGCAGCAGGGUUCUUGCUACCUGUGAACGAGCUUUUGUGGUUUGUUGCUGCUGCCGAGGAGGUGCGAUGUGCGGUGGAGCCGCUGGUGAAGAACCCAGAAGCAGGAGCUGUGGAAGCGCUGCGGGGUCACUCAGCCCCCGGAACCUGCAGCAGGUUUGUGUGCAGAGUUGGCUUCCGCAGUGCUGGUGGUGUCAGGAUUUGAGGAUUUUUCUUUUGUGGUGCACAGACCUGAAGGGUGUUAUCAUGUCUUACAUAUCACGUUUAUUAAUCCAUGCCUUGGAUAUUAAUACAGUCAGAUGCUUGAGUUGACGAAUCAAUAACUUCCACAACCUGUUCCUAGUUUUCAGUUCUGUUCCAUCCGAUAUUGUUAAAUUAUUCCGGUCUUUUGGGAUAUAUUCUUGAACAAAACCACCUGGAGUAGUUUUCUCACAGGAUGCCUUCCUUCCGUGGUCUGUUGCUCAGUACAAAUCAUUGUUCGAUCUGCUUGUUCAGGACACGUGGACGGUGCCUUCUGUUGUAUCGCUUGGUACACGCCACUCCCAAACAGUCGUUGAACCCAGAUCUGGGGGCUACAGGCACUGCAAUUCUACACUAGUUAAAAGAACUGCUUGUUGUAUAAAUGCCUGCAGUUAUUUAUACAAUUACAGGGAAGUAAAUUGAUUGUAGGGGACGUUUCUCAAACCCUGAUAUGACUCACUGGGAACAUCCAAAUCUGGGUAGGGACAGCCAGCUGCGUUUCGUACCCAACCUUUCUGUCUUGCGGUGCUCAUGAUGUGUAAGGCACACGGAAGGCAUUGCUGUAGUCGGUCACUUGGUUUUUUUUCUUUUUUAAUUCAUUUCUCCUCCUCGUAUUAGUUCUGAAGAUGCUAUUUUGAUCUGUUUGUAAAUUACUUUGUAUUUUAUGCAUGUACUGUACCUUGAUUCAUUAUUUUUUUAGAUUGAUUUAAAAUAUAUUCAUCCAUGAUUCUAAUAAAGAAUUACAGGGGACGAGUC